Messenger RNA from Macadamia integrifolia, 1884 nucleotides. RefSeq names its product coniferyl alcohol acyltransferase-like. The coding region runs from base 141 to 1691 and encodes 516 amino acids. The record is from RefSeq and is a predicted model, not a curated record. NCBI's taxonomy places the organism in Eukaryota, Viridiplantae, Streptophyta, Magnoliopsida, Proteales, Proteaceae. The transcript has 2 exons. Gene Ontology annotation, molecular function: acyltransferase activity, transferring groups other than amino-acyl groups.
AAAAUCCAUAACACGAGUAUUGUUUGCUUUGGAAAUCUCUCUCUCUCUCUCUCUCUCUCUCUCUCUCUCGGGGUGGCCGGGGGGAGGAAUUGAUCACAGUGGUGAGCGUUUGUUGUGUGAAAGAGAUCGAUCGAUCGAGAAUGUGUUUGAGUAGUAGUGCAAUGGGGGGUGGAAACGGAAUGAGGAGGUGCGAGGAUUUCAAGGUAGAAGUGAAGAGGAAAGAGGUGGUAGAGGCGGCGUUGCCGUUGCAGGAGCAUUGGCUACCCCUCUCUAAUCUCGACUUGCUCCUUCCCGCUCUCGAUGUUGGCGUUUUCUUCUGUUACAAAAAGCAGCCGCCUACUACAGAUGAUGAUGAUGAUCAUAACUUAAUAUUAAUAUUCGGUUCCAUGGUGAACAUUCUCAAGAAAUCACUUGCUCAGGCCCUGGUGUCUUACUACUUGUUCGCCGGAGAACUGGUUACCAAUUCUGCUGGAGAGCCAGAGCUGCUCUGCAACAACCGAGGAGUCGAUUUCAUCGAAGCUUAUGCGGAUGUGGAUCUCUGCCACAUCGACCUCCACAAUCCAGAUGCCACAGUCGAAGGAAAGUUGGUCCCCAACAAGAAGUCCGGCGUCCUUUCCGUUCAGGCAACGGAGCUGAGAUGUGGAGGGAUCGUUGUUGGCUGCAAGUUCGACCACCGGAUAGCAGAUGCCUAUUCAACCAACAUGUUCUUGGUUGCAUGGGCGGAAAUUGCUCGACUCAAAGCAACAUCUCUUGUUCCAACUCUUCGCCGAUCACUUCUCAAUCCAUCACGUCCAUUGCGCUAUGAUCCAUCCCUUGAUGACAUGUAUGUCCCUGUAUCCAAGUUGCCACCGCCACCACCUCCUGCUCAUACUAAGAAGGAACAUUCGUCAUCUCCAGAACCAGAACCAGAACCAGAUGAUGAUGAUGAUGAUGAUGAUGACCUUAUGAUCAGCCGCAUCUAUUAUGUCACUGCCAAGGACAUUGAAUGGAUUCAGUCACAGGCCAGCAGCUCAUCCCCAUCCAAGCAGCAGAGCAGAAGAAGCAAGCUUGAAUCCUUUAGUGCAUUAUUGUGGCAAACCAUAGCUAAAAGCGUCGUUUCUGAUGAUGACGAUGGCAAUAAUACUAAUAAGAAAUGUAAAAUUGGCAUCGUAGUUGAUGGAAGAAGCAGACUAGGCAGCAGCAGCAGCAGCAAAGGUGGUGAUGAUCGCGAUCCAAUGAGUAGUUAUUUGGGAAAUGUUCUCUCAAUACCGUUUGGAGAAGCCCCAGCCAAAGAGCUUAAGACAAGACCACUAAGUUGGGCAGCAAAAGCUGUACACGGAUUUUUGGAGAGUGCAGUCACAAAGGAACACUUCCUGGGAUUAAUCGAUUGGGUGGAAGCACAUCGACCGGAGCCAGCUCUGGCAAAGAUAUACUGCAAAGGGACUGAAGAUGGACCAGCAUUAGUAGUUUCAUCGGGCCAACGCUUCCCAGUGUCAAAGGUGGACUUUGGUUGGGGUAAACCUGUGUUUGGAUCCUACCAUUUUCCAUGGGAAGGGGAUGCCGGCUACGUCAUGCCAAUGCCCAGUUCGCAUGAGAAUGGAGACUGGGUGGUGUACAUGCACCUCUUCAAAUCCCACUUGGAGUUGUUAGAGGCAGAUGAUCAGGCUGCUUCUAUUUUUAGGCCCUUCACUUCUGAUUAUCUUCUUCUCUAAAGUUUAAACCCACCCUCCCAAUAUAUUAUUACAUAGCUAGCUAUGGUGAAGUAGUAACCCUCUGAUCAGAUCAUGAUGGCCCUCAUGGGCCUUUAUUUAUUGUUUAGUCUGCUAUGCAUGGUUAUGAUUAUUGUAUGCUGUGUUGUUCAUUAUUAGUGUUUCUUCAAGAAUAUUAAUUAGGAUAGGUGCUUUA